UGACGUCUCGUGUGUGCGCUGCGCCUCUGUGCUGUGCGACUCGGCCCAGGAAGCUUGUAUUUAUCUGCAGCUGCCAUGAGCCAGCGGAACCGGGUGUCGUACGUACGGCCCGCCGAGCCCGCGUUCCUUUCCCGCUUCAAGGAGCGGGUCGGCUACCGGGAAGGGCCCACCGUGGAGACCAAGAGAAUCCAACCUCAGCUCCCAGAUGAAGAGGGUGAACACAGUGACAAAGAAGACGAACAGCCCCAAGUGGUGGUUUUAAAAAAGGGAGACCUGACAGCUGAAGAAGUCAUGAAAAUUAAAGCAGAAAUAAAGGCUGCCAAAACAGAUGAAGAACCAGCCCCACCUGGUGGAAGAAUCCUAUAUCGAAAACCAGUCAAGCGGUCUCCGGAUGAAAAAUUCUCAGGUUUAACAGCAAGCUCAAAAAAGAAGAAGACACAUGAAGAUGAAGUAAAUAAGCAGGAUUCACUUAAAAAGAACUUGCAGAAGCAAAUCAAAAACAGCAGCCUCCUUUCUUUUGGCAAUGAUGAUGAAAAUGAGUGAGCACAGACGGUUUAGCUUAGUCUCCUUUGAAAGUAUAUGAAGUAUUUUUAAAAAUAAUAUUUGUCCUAUCCCACCCCCCAGUACGGGAAUCAAACUCAGGA
Molecule: messenger RNA, 644 nt
Organism: Fukomys damarensis (Damara mole-rat)
Lineage: Eukaryota; Metazoa; Chordata; Mammalia; Rodentia; Bathyergidae
Product: KIAA1143 ortholog
Exons: 3
Coding region: 76-543 (155 amino acids)
Source: RefSeq, a predicted model, not a curated record